AUGAAUCAAAUAAAUGCGUCGGUGAAAAGUGGACUGUUUAACGCUCAGCUUGCUAAUCAGAUUUUUGUUCUCUGUCAACAGCUAAAAUUUUCUGGACAACUUCUGGAGCAGUCCCAUAAAAAUGAACUGAACCGAGUUUUCGUGUCUCUGCGACAAGCUUGUUGUCGCGACAAUGGUCAACUUGGGACUCCAUGUCGGCUCAAAAUGAUGGAAUUGGUGGAACUGCGUGCAAUGGGUUGGAGACCAAGCCUAGCACAUACGCAGUACUAUCUUAAUCGUCCUGAACAACAACAGCCACAAAUCGAUCCGGCACCGGUGAGUGCUCCACCGUUCGGUACAAUCCCGGUGAAUCCAUUUGGUAAUUUCGCCGGUCCUCCGCCACCACUUUAUGUUGGAGGUGAAGUAAACAAUUCUGUAAUCCCUCCACAGCCUGCACCAACCAGUUUCUACCUGAUACCGGCCGCUGCCGCUAGUGGAUGGGCUCGACCGAUAGUAGCUCCUGGGGUUGUGCCAUCCGGUAAUAUUUUGCCUCAGUUAACAUCAAUCGAUGUGGAAGCAUGGGCGAAAGCCAACAAACAACUGCAACAGACAAAACUGAAAGCAAAAACACCUCAAAGUCGUCUUCCACAGUUACGCGAGGAAAUGGUGAUACGCAACAGUGAUUCUGGCAAAAUAAUGGGUGUGAAAGGUCGGCGUGUAGCGGUAGUAGAAGAGCUGAGCAAAACGGUAAUAUCGUUUCAAAAAGUUGAUUCCAAAUGCAAGGAUCGUACAUUGACAAUAACUGGUAGUAACCAGGAGUCGAUUGAUUAUGCGAAACGUCUCAUCGAGCAAACAAUUCGUCGUAAUGUUUCGCCUAAUCGAGCUGAAACAAAUGGUACAGGAAUCGAUGACAAUGAUGAUGAUGAUGAUGAUGUUGGGAUAUCAAUCGAAACGACGCAAGAUGGCACUUUGAAACUGUCAUGCGCCGAUCCACAAGUGCUUCAAGCAGCACAAGCAGCUCUGAGUGAAUAUUUGACUAGAGUUGGCCGAAAUCAUUCGCGCAUAUCAGCUGAAGAACGUGAACAGCGCAAAGAAAGAAGAAAGUCAAUGCCGCUGCAAUCCUCAUCAAACCGCCAAGUCGUCAACUGUGAUGUCUCACCGACAAGUACUAAUAAUGUACAGUGGCGUUCUUCUGGUAAAACAGGUAGCACCCCGAAUUUGACUCAACUAAAUAGCGCCACAGCCGGUAGUAACGUUGUGACAGAAGUGAAUAUAAGCAAGCAGCAUUACGAUCGAACGCAGUUGUUGGAACUACGUUCAGCCGUCGCGUAUUUGGAUUCGAAAACGAUUACAAUCAUAUAUGAACUCGAAAUUGAACGUAGCCAGCGUGCUAAUGAAUUUUAAAUAUCUACAAUUUCUGCAAUCUAUGAGGAAUUGCCUUAAAAAAAUGCUAAUGACUGGAAAAAAUACCAAAUUGUUUGUGCCUUCUCAUUUUUUCACUUUAUGGUGUAUUCACAUGAUUUUAUAAAUCUUCUAAUUAUAUGAUUUCUCUCACUGUACUUUCAAUUAAAAUGGAAUUUCCUGGAAUAGUUUUAUUUGGUGCCACAGCUUCCCGCUUUUAACAUACUUAUUUAACUUUUCCAGCCUUCAUUUGUUUUUGAAAUCACACACAUUGGACUGGAAUGUAUGGAUCAUAUUAACCAGAAAUGUGGAGUGACAAGGCAUCAUUAAAAAGCAGUCAACAAAGAUAUGUGGAUGUCGUCAGCCAUUUUUCCUUCACCUAAGAAUGGGAAGCGC
Molecule: messenger RNA, 1776 nt
Organism: Loa loa (African eye worm)
Lineage: Eukaryota; Metazoa; Nematoda; Chromadorea; Rhabditida; Onchocercidae
Product: KH domain-containing protein
Exons: 8
Coding region: 1-1383 (460 amino acids)
Biological process (GO): regulation of formation of translation initiation ternary complex; positive regulation of translation
Cellular component (GO): cytoplasm; RNA cap binding complex
Molecular function (GO): translation initiation factor activity; eukaryotic initiation factor 4E binding; RNA binding
Source: RefSeq, a predicted model, not a curated record